GAGAGUAGGUGGUGGCAUAGUAAAUUUAUUUUGCAUUGAAUUUUGUCGGGACCGAGCAAAAGUGGUAUAAUACCGAGAGUGGCAUAUAUAGUAGCGAGGUGGCAUAGUGACUGUAUAUCGUUCACAUACAGUAUAGGUGUCCUGUUCAAAAUAAUAUAUUUCUCUUUUUAUGAGUCUUGCACUGCUAGUCAACAAGUAAGGAACGUUAAUUGUUAUUGCUGUGUAUCAAAGUAUUUUUACUCGGUUAACAGUUAGAUAAAUGAGUCACAGAGGCGUGACUGUACGUACUUAUAGCUCUGAGGGAAGGAAGGGGCUGCCGCGUCAUGUGCUAUCUGUUUUUCUCACCUGCUCAAGGACGUUUUGAAUUGUGGUAAAUACUUCGCAGAUGACCGAAGGUAAAGGAGAAUUUCUAUCGUGCCGUAAGGACUGAUACAAGUGACCUGACUGUGUCUGAGGGUAUAAUGCUGCUUGCAUACAGCUGCCGAACUGUGUUUCUUUUUUAGAUCUUCCUUGCACAUUCCUGUCGUCGUUUCUUCAUUGUCCUUCGUUCUACUGUUUGCCAUUGUGUAAACCGUCUACCCUCAUCCUCAGUGCGUGCGGGUGUUCUUUCUUGGCCAUGGAGCGAAGAGAGUUCGACUGCUUUGAUAGGGAGUUGUAUGUGAUCCGGGCUGCCUCUGAACGGCGUAUGAUCUUGGUUAGAAGUGGAACCCCUCUUCAUUCCAUCGACUACGAGGGACUGAAGAGUGAGAUAAGACAAAAGUGGGAGAAGGAGCACAGCAAGGUUAGUGACGUUGGUGUGCAGCAAGCACCAUGCGUGGAUCCUGAUGUCGGGGUGCUCCAUCCAAGCAUGACGAGAGGGGCGGACAGGGGGUCUGGUGUACCCAGUACCCGGGCCCGCGGCUGUCAAGGGGGCCCGGCCUUGAUGAAGAGAGCAGCUGAGAUAGACAUGCCUGGAGGAUAUCACAACCUUUCUAUUGGACAAGUUCCUACUCCCACACCAGGCAGUAAGGAAGUACUGAUACAAGUCAAAGCUACAGCAAUCAACAGGGCUGAUACUCAUCAAAUGAUGAGAGCAGCUGAGAUGGACAUGCCUGGAGGAUAUCACAACCUUUCUAUUGGACUAGUUACUAUUCCCACACCAGGCAGUAAGGAAGUACUGAUACAAGUCAAAGCUACAGCAAUCAACAGGGCUGAUACUCUGCAAGUUUUUCCAGUCAUUCUGGGACUGGAAGUUGCUGGUAUUAUAAGUAAAUUAGGACCUGGAUGCAGUAGGCGGUGGGCAGUUGGUGACAGAGUAAUGACUCUUUUAUCAGGUCGUCGCGAAGCAGAAUAUGUGGUGUCACCUGAAGGGCUACUUAUGCCAAUCCCAUCUGGGAUGGACUUUACAGAAGCUGCUGCUAUACUAGAAGUGUGGCUCACAGCAUUUAAACUGCUCCACACUGUUGGCAAAGUACAGGCAGGUGAAUCAGUUCUUAUCCAUGCUGGUGCAAGUGGAGUGGGAACUGCAGCCAUUCAGCUAUGCAUUCAGGCUAAAGCUCAUCCAUACAUCACUGCUGACAGUUCUGCCAAAAUCCAAUCAGCAGUUCGCCUUGGUGCAGUGGAAGGGUUUAACUAUAAGGAAGAAAAUGUGGGUGCUAGAGUACUGGAGGCCACUGGAGGAAAGGGCGUAAAUAUCAUUCUUGACUGUGUUGGAAGUUCCAUGUAUGAGCAUAAUCUCAGUGCCAUUGCUGUAGAUGGAAGAUGGAUCAGAUAUGGACUGCCAGGUGGUGGAGAUGCGAGUGGUGAUUUUCUGCGCAAAGUGCUUUCUAAAAGAAUUACUCUGACAGGGACAACCCUUCGAGCUCAAUCACUUGAGUUCGCGCUGGUCUCCAACUUCAUUAAAGAUGUGCUACCUUUGUUUGAAAAUGGGGCAGUCAAGCCAAUUAUUCACACUGUCCUAAGUCUCGAGAAAAUUGUAGAAGCUUAUAAGUUGACGGAAGCAAAUGUCAACACAGGCAAAAUUAUUCUGACGGUCAACUCAGGGGAUUUUGAUACUAUCGCACAUUAGCUAUUAAAAACUAACAAAACAAUAAUAUAUUUGAAAUAAUCAUAUUUUUAAUUUGUGCAUUUAAGACAGUGUUUUUAUUGUUUUUUAAAGUUAAAACAUUGCACACAUGUUAAAUGUAUGGAUAAUCUGAAGGCAAAAGAGAAAAAAAGGUCAUACAUUUCAUCAGUUACUGAAACUAAAAAAGAUCAUAGUAUUGACAGGAAUGUUUCGGUGUAUCAACAUUAUAUAGUAUGUUUACACAUUUGCAUUUUUCAGCACUCCUGCAUUUGUGUUGCUGUGCAUACAUUGAUGAAAUGCUAGGAAUAAUCCAUUUCUGGUGUGUGUAUGUUAAUAUUUCAAAUUAACUUGAUGGUCUGAAAGCGCAUUACAUUCAAUUUUGCUUAUGUUGUGUGGAUUCAUACAAAUGUUAGUAUACGAGAGAGAGA
Molecule: messenger RNA, 2472 nt
Organism: Pomacea canaliculata
Lineage: Eukaryota; Metazoa; Mollusca; Gastropoda; Architaenioglossa; Ampullariidae
Product: quinone oxidoreductase PIG3-like
Exons: 11
Coding region: 617-2047 (476 amino acids)
Molecular function (GO): oxidoreductase activity
Source: RefSeq, a predicted model, not a curated record